UAAGCAAAAAAAAUAGUAACGUACAAUAAUUUCGGAACGUGGUUGACAGCAUUCGACUGAUAACUAAUUGACGAAGGAAUGAUUAAUAUUAUUCCCUCAUUACAGAGUUGUUGACGAGCGGUGACUAAACAAAGACAACGACUGCACCGCUUGCGAGCCAGCAGCCCGCACCUCGAAGUGGCAGCUUGCGCAGGUUGCAAUCAUGGGUUGGCUGACGCUCGCGGGCAGCAUGUUGGCGGCAUCGCUACUCUACCUCUUGCUUCAGCGAUGGCUGCAGGGAAAGCGAAUGCCUCCAGGAACGCGCCUUCCGCCCUGUCCUCCGGGCCUUCCCCUCGUGGGCCAUGUGCAGUUCUCGUUCAAGGAUUUCCACUGUAACCAGGCCAUAAAAUGGGCGAAGCAGUACGGGCCCGUUUACAGAGUCAAGACUGGCUCAACAGACGUGGUCAUAAUCAAUGAUUUCCAACUAAUAAAAAAGUAUCUGCCUAAAAAAGAGCUUAUGAACCGGCCACAGAACUGGUUCUUUAAUGAACGAGAAUACGGAGGUGUGGCCACGUUGAAUGGUGACCUGUGGAUGGACAAUCGGCGGUUCAGCAUGCAGGUCCUGCGGAACAUUGGCUAUGGCACGACAUCCAUGGUGGAACACGUCAAGAUUGAAAUUUCCGCUCACCCUUCGGGGAGCCUCUGCUUGCAGGGUGAGUGCCACAGUAUCGUGGAGAAAAUAUCCAGGGCCAACGGCAACCCCAUAUCUGUCCACAACCUCUUGCUUACAAGCACCUCUAGCAACAUCGCUUCGCUCGUUUACGGCGCACGGCACGCUCACGAUGACCCGCGCCGACAGUACAUGGAUAAGAUGCUGCUGGAUGUGUUCGAGGCGAUCGGACACGGCAGCACGAUUGAGUUCCUGCCCAUGUUCGUGCGCCAGCUUCUCAGGAAGCUCCCGUCCACGCGCCGAAGUGCCAUGGCUUCCAAGGUCAAGACGUUUAUCCAGUACACGAAGGGGCAAAUCGAGGAGCACAAGCAGACCCUAGACAACUAUUCUAAUCGGGACUUCAUCGACGGCUACCUCAAGAAGAUCAAGGAGCACGAGAAGGAGCCGGAAUCAAACUUCACACCUUGCUACCUCGUGGGCAGUGCCAUGGCGUUGUUCUUCGGCGGCUCAGGCACCGUCACCGUGGCCCUGCAGUGGCACUUUCUCAACUUCGCCGACAAGCCGGAUACGGUGCAGGCCAGAGUGCAGGAGGAGAUCGACCGAGUGGUGGGCAGGGAGCGCCAGCCAACGUGGGAAGACCGGAAGAAGAUGCACUACACCAUGGCCUGUAUCUGGGAGAUGAACCGCUGGAAGACCGUGUCACCCCUAGGAGUGCCCAGGUGCGUUCUUGAGGACACUGUCUUCGACGAAUUUUACAUCCCGAGUGGAACGACUGUCGUCCCCAACCUCUGGGCAGUGCACAACGACCCCAAGCUAUGGAAGGAGCCCUCGAAGUUCGACCCGAGCCGGUUCAUCGGAGAGGACGGCUCCCUCGUACAACCGAAGCCUGAGUACCUGAUUCCAUUUUCAGUCGGGAAACGCAUGUGUCCGGGCGAGAAACUUUCUAUGGUGGAAAUGUUUCUGUACAUCACGUACGUGCUUCAGAAGUACCGCGUUCUGCCCGAGGGAGACAAGAUGGAACGCUUUAACUCCAUCGACGUCUGCAUCGAGGAGCUCGACCAUUACAGGCUCAGAUUCGUUCCCCGGUAAAAGCACCUGGAACAUAAUACCUCGGUCAUUAUGCAGUACAGUAUUGAAUACAGCGACCCAAGCAGAAGGGCAUUUACAUAUCUGCUUCCAUCCAGUGCGUGGUUCGUCAUUCUAUAACGCAAUAAAAAUAAGACCAAUUUUCUGCUCGUC
Molecule: messenger RNA, 1888 nt
Organism: Dermacentor andersoni
Lineage: Eukaryota; Metazoa; Arthropoda; Arachnida; Ixodida; Ixodidae
Source: RefSeq, a predicted model, not a curated record